This is a messenger RNA of Neohortaea acidophila, 1071 nucleotides long. RefSeq lists its product as uncharacterized. The record is from RefSeq and is a predicted model, not a curated record. NCBI's taxonomy places the organism in Eukaryota, Fungi, Ascomycota, Dothideomycetes, Mycosphaerellales, Teratosphaeriaceae. Gene Ontology annotation, molecular function: actin binding. The transcript has 4 exons. Bases 1 to 1071 code for a protein of 356 amino acids.
AUGCCACCACCACCUCCACCACCGCCGCCUCCGCCGCCGCCGCCUGGAUUCGGGGGUCCUCCACCGCCACCUCCACCGCCUCCCGGAAAGACACCGUCCAAACCGAGUGCGGCACAAGCUAAAGGAAGGGGAGCACUCCUAGGUGACAUAGAAAAGGGCGCGCGACUAAAGAAAGUCACCCAAAUCAACGAUCGAUCCGCCCCCAUCAUCGACUCAAAGGCCUCGUCGGCCAGUGCCGGCCCCCCGGUGGGCGGAGCGCCUCCAGUACCUGGCUUGAGACCACCGGCGCCAGCGUCAGUCAAUCGAUUGCGCAGUAAUAGUGAUAUUGGAGCGGGCUCGGCAGCAUCGUUCGAGAAAGUCUUCAGCACCAAGCGUUCCAUCACCGCCCGGAUUGGCCCCGAGACCACCGGGAGGAGCCCCGCCGCCCCCACCGCCUGGUGCCGCGCCGGCUCCUCCCAGCGUUGCUGCCGUGAAGAACACCCUCCGACCCUCCAGUUCACCUGUUGGGAGCGCACCCGAACCGCCAUCAAUCCACAAACCCAAGCCUCCCCCACCGAUAGGAAAGAAACCACCCAUUCCUCCACCAGCUGGAAGGAAACCAUCAGCGGCAUUGGCUUCUGCUCCGCCUCUACCACCGCCGUUACCACCCUCCUCGAACUCUCCAUCGAUAGCCCCUCCUCCACCACCGCCCUCCUCGAGCUCUCCUUCAUUAGCCCCUCCUCCACCACCGCCACUUCCUCCCUCCGCCAGUGCGCCAAAAGCACCCACGCCUCAGCAAAACGGCAAUCUGGCAGCUCAGGCCGCUGCGAACGCAUUUCGCUCCCACUCACCAGCUGCACCUGCGCCACCGCCUCCACCGCCGCCGCCAUCUUCAGCCCAUGCGCCCAGCGGAGCUCCACCGCCGCCUCCUCCCCCGCCGCCUGCCGCGGCGCCCUCUCGCCCAACUUCUUUCUCUCCGACUUCUGUGCCUCCGCCACCUCCACCUGCUGCACCACCGUCAAGGCCAACGUCAUCUCCAAGCUCCGCACUUCCUCCACCUCCACCGCCGCCGCCCCCAAGCGCAGCGCAUAG